Messenger RNA from Brassica oleracea var. oleracea, 489 nucleotides. RefSeq lists its product as uncharacterized. Bases 1 to 489 code for a protein of 162 amino acids. The transcript is spliced from 2 exons. Lineage: Eukaryota; Viridiplantae; Streptophyta; Magnoliopsida; Brassicales; Brassicaceae. The record is from RefSeq and is a predicted model, not a curated record.
AUGAGUGAAGUUCAGGUCACAAUGCCCAUCAUUGAUGCUUUUAUGUUGGUCCCUCAGUACAUCAAAUUGUUGAAAGAUGUUGUGGCUGCAAAGAAGAAAGAGAUGGAAGGACCCAUGGUGUUUGAGCGGUGUUUAUGCGAUCUUGGAGCUAGUGUCAGCUUGAUGCCUUUGUCUAUUGCAAAGAAGCUUGAAUUUACUCAAUACAAGAAGUGUAGACUCUCUUUGGUGUUGGCUGAUAGAUCAGUGAAGAUUCCUGUUGGUAUCCCAGAAGACCUUCCCGUAAUGGUUGGUAACUUUGAGAUCCCUACUGAUUAUGUUGUGUUGAAGAUGGGUGAGGAAGCCAGAGACCCUUUGAUCCUUGGAAGACCAUUCUUAACCACAGCAGGAGCUAUUGUGAAUGUUAGAGAAGGAAAAAUUGAUCUUCAUCUUGGAAAAUGGAACAUCCUCCAAUUUGACAUCAAUGAAGUGAUGAAGAGGCCAACCAUCUAG